CUAUACACAUACGUAUUCCGUUAUAGCAUAUGUCAGUACAUAUAAAGUACAAUGUGAUUACUACUUAAAUAAGAGCAAAUUAUUUUAAAUAGUUAAUAACAAAUACUCACAAAAUGACAUUUAGUUAAUGAACGGAUGAAUAUCGAUCUAAAAUAAUAAAGCCAAUCAUCUAAACUACAAUAUUCAUCUAAAUCAUUGAAUUAUAGUAUUAAAAUAAUAAUUAAAUAAUAAAUGACAAAGUGUAAAUGAUAAAAGUGUUAAGAUGUCUUUAACAUUUCAACAAAUAAUUUGUGAUGCUAAAAAGCUUGUUGGUCGAAUAUCUGAUCAUGAAAAUACAGCAGAUAACCUAAUCACUGAAAUUCAAUCGGUCUGUAGCCAAAUUGAUAAUAUGAAGCAAUACCAGGAAGAAGUAGAAGUUUUGAAUGCUGAAGCAAAACAAAAACCUCGAGAGCAACUAAUUGCUGGUAUUCAACAAGAGACUAAGUACUUACGAGAACUUCAAGCUGAAAACAAAGAAUUGAGAAAUGCUCUUGAAGAGCAUCAAAGUGCUUUAGAGUUAAUAAUGUCUAAAUAUCGUCAACAAACUGCUACGCUCAUUAAAAGUAGUAAAACUGAUUUUUCUUCGCUUCAUAAUGCUAAGCAUGCUAAUAUAAUUACAAGUCAAGCAGAAAAAAUUCAUGAAAUGGCAACAGUAAUGAGGGUAGCUGCUUCUUUAGACGAAGAAAACGAACUUAAGUUUAAAGAAAAUUAUUCAAAGCUCAAAACGGAAAAUAGUGUUCUUCGUGAAGUUGUAAAUAUGGCUAACAAAUACGGCUCUCUACAUCACAGACCUCCAUGUAAUGAUAAGAGUGUACAGACUGAGUUUGAGUGAUUAAAGAAAGCUUUUUCUCUUCUUA
This is a messenger RNA of Chelonus insularis, 896 nucleotides long. RefSeq names its product Fibroblast growth factor receptor 1 oncogene partner 2. The record is from RefSeq and is a predicted model, not a curated record. The transcript has 2 exons. Lineage: Eukaryota; Metazoa; Arthropoda; Insecta; Hymenoptera; Braconidae. The coding region runs from base 263 to 871 and encodes 202 amino acids.